Messenger RNA from Alosa sapidissima (American shad), 1539 nucleotides. It is a transcript of the gene socs4, whose product is annotated as suppressor of cytokine signaling 4. The transcript is spliced from 2 exons. Bases 259 to 1440 code for a protein of 393 amino acids. NCBI's taxonomy places the organism in Eukaryota, Metazoa, Chordata, Actinopteri, Clupeiformes, Clupeidae. Gene Ontology annotation, molecular function: 1-phosphatidylinositol-3-kinase regulator activity. Gene Ontology annotation, cellular component: phosphatidylinositol 3-kinase complex. Gene Ontology annotation, biological process: intracellular signal transduction; phosphatidylinositol phosphate biosynthetic process. The record is from RefSeq and is a predicted model, not a curated record.
GGUCCUUCCGUUUGCUGAGGUGGAUGGCCUGCCCCCUGAAAUUACUGGACUACAUCCUGGAUGCAGAGGAGACGCUCAAUUCUCUGUGGGACUGGUACGAGAGAAGUCUAUAAAGAGGAGGCAGAGAAGCGCGUCUCACUUCAGUCUGGGACUAUCGGAGAUAACGGACACAACAUCCUUACACCCGUAGGACUGUACCACGUACAUUAAACCUUUUACAGCCAAAUUCAAGUAUUGCAUCGUCUGAGAGAGGCAGGAAUGUCUGAAAAGAAAUCCCGAAAUUCUGACACCCGGCCCAAGAACGUGCGCAGCUGGAGUGCAGACAGCUACGUGUGGAGCAGCAAGAAGCGUUCCAGAGCCUCGCGGGCCGAGAGCCGCGUCUGGGGAGACGAGGACGAGGGCCCCGAAGACCAGGGAGCGCGCUCGGCGUCCUGCUCUCGGCGGCGCAGGGAGAGGAAGUGCAGCUGCUCGCUCCUGGCCGAUGGCGACCUGGACGUGCCCUGCAGAAAGGUGUUGUCGCGGCGAUCCCUGCGACAGAAAUUCCAGGACGCCAUGGGUCAGUGUCUCCCUCUCCGCACACACCACCACCACCACCACCAUCACCACCACCACCACGCGCCUGGCGCCGCGCGGCCCUUCUCCGUGCUGCUGUGGUCCAAGCGGAAGAUCCACGUGUCCGAGCUCAUGGAAGACAAGUGCCCCUUUUCCCCUAAGUCUGAGCUGGCCCAGUGCUGGCACCUCAUAAAGAAGCACGGGGCCCACGACAGGCUUGCACUGGGGUCGUCCGCCGAGCGCAAAGCCUCCUCGCUCACCGACCCCUCCUCCCCCCCAGCUCUGAUCUCCUGGGAGGAGAUGUCCUCGCAGUGCUCCUCCCAGAGGACCCACAGCCUGGACGACUGGGACCCGUCCUGCCGCGCCGGCGAGGACUCAGACGACUGCUGCUCCCACACCGACUACAUCCUGGUGCCGGACCUGCUCCAGAUCAACAACAGCCCGUGCUACUGGGGAGUGCUGGACCGCUUCCAGGCCGAGGAGCUCCUGGAGGGCCAGCCGGAGGGCACCUUCCUGCUGCGCGACUCGGCCCAGGACGAGUUCCUCUUCUCGGUCAGCUUCCGCCGCUACAGCCGCUCGCUGCACGCGCGCAUCGAGCAGAGCGGCAAGCGCUUCAGCUUCGACGGACGCGACCCGUGCAUGUACCAGGACUCCAGCGUCACGGGCCUGCUCCGGCACUACAGUGACCCGGCCACCUGCCUCUUCUUCGAGCCCCUGCUGUCGCGCCCACUGCCCCGGACCUUCCCCUUCUCACUGCAGCACCUGUGCCGGGCCGUGGUGUGCAGCCGCACUACCUAUCAGGGCAUCGAGGCCCUGCCACUGCCCUGCGCCCUCAGAGACUACCUCAGGCAGUACCACUUCAAGUGCCAGGGAGCCUGUGCCAUUUAAGGUGCUAGGACACGAGACUCAAGGGGUUUUUUUUCUGUUUAUAAGGAUAUGUGAAAAAUGGAUGUUGAAAAAUGAGAGAAAGAGAGAAAGAAAGAGAGA